Molecule: messenger RNA, 6606 nt
Organism: Numida meleagris (helmeted guineafowl)
Lineage: Eukaryota; Metazoa; Chordata; Aves; Galliformes; Numididae
Gene: CYLD
Product: CYLD lysine 63 deubiquitinase
Exons: 17
Coding region: 298-3162 (954 amino acids)
Biological process (GO): positive regulation of extrinsic apoptotic signaling pathway; regulation of intrinsic apoptotic signaling pathway; regulation of mitotic cell cycle
Cellular component (GO): cytosol
Molecular function (GO): K63-linked deubiquitinase activity; cysteine-type deubiquitinase activity
Source: RefSeq, a predicted model, not a curated record
GUCGCGAAGCGGCUGCGGCGGCGCUUCCUGAUUGGUCGCUGGGGGGGCCGGGGGGCGGGCCCGGCGGAGCGGCAGGCUGCGUUUCGGUGGCGGAGCUGUGCUGCGUCGAGGAUGGGGCCGUGAGGCGGCGACGAGCAGGCCUUCUGCUCUGGAUUUGGUUCUUCACAAUAUGAAAACUGAAUCGUUUCACAAAGUGUGCACCUCCCAGUAGAAUUUUUCAAGAUCAGUAGCUGUAUAUCAACAGCUUGCUUUUUUUUUCUUGAAAACUUCUGUGCAACUUCUGACGUUGCAAUCACAAUGAGUUCAGGGUUAUGGAAUCAAGAAAAAGGAAGUUCGUCCUAUUGGGAAGAGCGCAUCUUCUACUUGCUUCUCCAAGAAUGCAGUGUCAUAGACAAACAGACUCAGAAACUACUGAAGGUGCCCAAAGGCAGCAUCGGGCAGUUUUUCCAAGACCGUUCUUCCUUGGGACACUCCAGAAAUAUUCCUUGUAAAGGCAAGAAACUACAGAUUGGAUUAAAGAUUCUGGAACAACCUCAUGCAAUUCUGUUUGUGGAUGAGAAGGAUGUUAUUGAAAUAAAUGAAAAGCUAGCUGAACUGCUUUUGGCAAUUACUAACUGCGAGGAAAGGUACAGCUUGUUUAAAAGCAAAAGCAGGCUAACUAAGGGCAUCCAAAUAGAUAUCGGCUCACCUGUUAGAGUACAGCUUAGGUCGGGAGAAGAGAAAUUUCCUGGAGUUGUUCGUUUCAGAGGACCCUUGUUGCAGGAAAGGUCCCUGACAGGGAUAUACUUUGGAGUAGAGCUGCUGGAAGAAGGUCGUGGCCAGGGCUUUACUGAUGGACAGUACCAAGGCAAGCAGCUUUUCAGAUGUGAUGAGGAUUGUGGGGUUUUUGUUGCUUUGGACAAACUGGAGCUGGUGGAAGAAGAUGACAAUGAACUGGAAAGUGACUAUGCAGCUCCAGUUGACGCAAUGCAGGUAGAACUUCCUCCUCUGGAGAUCAACUCCAGGGUUUCUCUGAAGAUAGGAGAGAGUAUAGAGUAUGGGACAGUUAUAUUCUGUGAUGUCUUACCAGGAAACGAAAGUUUAGGAUACGUUGUUGGAGUGGACAUGGAUAAUCCUAUUGGAAACUGGGAUGGAAGAUACAAUGGCAUACAGCUAUGCAGUUUUGCAAGUGUUGAAAGUACCCUUCUUUUGCAUAUCAAUGAUGUAAUACCAGAGACUGUGUCCCAAGACAGGAGGCCUCCCAAGCUUGCCUAUACUGCAAGAGGUGGUGGUGAUAAAAGUUUGUUCAACCAUAGUAAGCCAAAGGCGACAGGAUCUACCUCCGAGCCUGGAAAUAGAAACAGAUCUGAAGUCUUCUACACAUUAAAUGGCUCAUCAGUUGACUCUCAACCUCAAGCAAAAACAAAACCCCCAUGGUAUAUCGAUGAAGUUGCUGAAGACCCUGCAAAAUCUCUUACUGAUUCAUCUCCUGGAUUUGGGCAUUCUUCACCACCGCUGCAGCCACCUCUAACAAACUCUGUGACUACAGAAAACAGAUUCCACUCCCUCCCUUUUAGUUUGACAAAAGCAUCAAGUACUAACGGUGCUAUUGGACACAGUCCUCUGUCUUUAUCUGUUCAGUCAGUCAUCGGUGAUGUAAAUACUACAGCUAACCAGGAAAGUCCAUCAACAGGAGGCCCUGUUGGUAACUCGCAUGGUCUUGAAGCAGGUUCCUUGGCUGAAGUUAAAGAAAAUCCCCCUUUCUAUGGAGUAAUCCGCUGGAUAGGCCAGCCCCCUGGGGUAAAUGAAGUGUUAGCUGGACUGGAACUGGAAGACGAAUGUGCAGGUUGUACAGAUGGAACAUUUAAAGGAACUCGAUACUUCACUUGUGCUCCAAAGAAAGCCCUUUUUGUUAAACUGAAAAGCUGCAGACCAGAUUCCAGGUUUGCAUCCCUACAGCCGGUCUCCAAUCAGAUCGAACGCUGCAACUCUCUAGCCUUUGGAGGUUACUUAAGUGAAGUGGUAGAAGAAAACACUCCUCCAAAAAUGGAAAAAGAAGGUUUAGAGACAAUGAUUGGAAAGAAGAAAGGUAUCCAGGGUCAUUACAACUCCUGUUACUUAGACUCCACCUUAUUCUGCCUGUUUUCGUUUAGCUCUGUUUUGGACACUGUGUUACUCAGACCUAAAGAAAAGAAUGAUGUAGAGUAUUAUAGUGAGACUCAAGAGCUAUUGCGAACAGAGAUUGUGAAUCCUCUUAGAAUAUACGGAUAUGUAUGUGCUACAAAAAUAAUGAAACUGAGGAAAAUACUUGAAAAAGUUGAGGCUGCAUCAGGAUUCACUUCAGAGGAAAAAGAUCCAGAAGAAUUUUUAAAUAUUUUAUUUCACCAUAUUCUAAGAGUUGAGCCACUGCUGAAAAUAAGAUCAGCAGGUCAGAAAGUACAAGACUGUUACUUCUAUCAAAUUUUUAUGGACAAAAAUGAGAAAGUUGGAGUCCCAACAAUUCAGCAGUUACUGGAGUGGUCAUUCAUCAACAGCAACUUGAAGUUUGCAGAGGCACCUUCUUGCCUGAUUAUUCAGAUGCCUCGAUUUGGAAAAGACUUCAAAAUGUUCAACAAAAUUUUUCCAUCCUUGGAGCUAAAUAUAACAGAUCUUCUUGAAGACACUCCUAGGCAGUGCCGUAUUUGUGGAGGGCUUGCUAUGUAUGAGUGCAGAGAAUGUUAUGAAGAUACUGACAUUUCGGCUGGGAAAAUCAAGCAGUUCUGCAAAACCUGCAAUACACAAGUUCAUCUUCAUCCUAGGAGACAGAGUCAUAAAUUCAAUCCAUUGUCACUCCCUAAAGAUCUGCCAGACUGGGAUUGGCGACAUGGCUGUAUCCCAUACCAGAAGAUGGAGUUGUUUGCUGUCCUCUGCAUAGAAACAAGCCACUAUGUAGCUUUUGUUAAGUAUGGGAGAGAUGACUCCGCCUGGCUUUUCUUUGACAGCAUGGCAGAUCGGGAUGGAGGUCAGAAUGGCUUUAACAUUCCACAAGUUACCCCAUGUCCAGAAGUUGGUGAAUACCUGAAGAUGUCUGUAGAAGAACUGCACUCACUGGAUUCCAGAAAAAUUCAAGGUUGUGCACGAAGACUGCUUUGUGAUGCUUACAUGUGCAUGUAUCAAAGUCCGACAAUGAGUUUAUACAAAUGAACAGUGGCCUCUGGAAAACUGAAGAAACAAUACAGAGAUUUCUACUGUUGCGUUUUCUGCUUUUUUUUGUUAGUUUUGAUGCAACCGUUGCUGGCGAUGGAUGCGAUGACGAGGAAGAAGACUCUGAGAACAAAAGGAUUGCUGUUCCAAAAACUACAGGUGGAGUUCUGAUGGAAGUAUUUAAGCAUUUUGCACUCUAGGAAGUGUGCUUGUGUGUGUUUGUUUUAUAAACAAAGUCUAAAUGAAGAUACUAAAACUUAAAGCUUUAAGUGCAUUCAUUAUAGAUGGACAUUAAAAAAAAAAUACGGAGUUAUUAUCAGGAGAAACCUCCUUAGUCCAUUGAGAAUGUAAGAUGUGGUGUUACUGCUUCUAUGGACCAAGGAUAGUUGUUGUUUCUCUCCCCCUCAGCGCUGCCUUUUUAGCACCAUCAAUUCUUCAAGAGAAUAACUUCAGUUUUAAUAAGAUAACUGUUAAACUGUUCAUUGCGUAUUAAUGCUGUCCUGUUAGCCGUCUACUACUGCAUUCUUUUCAGUUCGUACACUUACUUACAUCUUCAAAAAAUCAAUGUCCAUUUAAAUAUCUCAGUUCCUGUCCUAUGAAAGUCAAGCACACUGAUUUGCUAUUUGGGAAGUCAGCAUUUUUGGAGAGGAGAAGAGGGUAGUCAGGGGAAGGCUAACUGCUUACACAAAACUAGCAAGGCAAGGUUACGUAUCUUUUUCUAACUACAUUUGUAAAGAAAGCAGACUGGAACAGAUCAUCAACUAUAUACAGAUGAGUGGAGGACAAAAUAAAAUAAGGAUUGCCUCAGGGAAUGGUAUUGAAAUGAACUCAAGUUCUUGGUGAAACAAAACUGACUUCUAUACAAUACAUUAAGCUACUACCUAGGAAUAUAUCUCACAUCUGGCUCUUGAUGUCAGGAUUAGCAAUGAAUAUUCAAAAUCUCUGCUGAGAAAAAUGAAACCAGGAAUAAAAGGAGAUCGGAGUUGCACAACAUACCAAGUACUUAACGAAAACUAAUUUGAAAAGCUGCAAAACUUACUUGUAUUGUGUAAAAUACACUUGGAAGUCCAUUGGUUCCUGUUUGCAAUGAAAUGUUUUUGGUUUUUUUGUUGCUUCUAAGCUACUACUGUAGCUAAAUGCUAUAUAUAUGUGUACACAGUGAAAUCUGGUUGUACAAAGGAGUUAUAUGAGUUGCAUAUAUAUAUGAGCUGUACAUUUUCAACUUAAGAUGUUUUAUAUGGAAAACUUCCUCCUUGGGAUCAAGUCUGUAGAGACAACGUAACAGGAAAAGCUGCUUUAUCCGCUGUUUUAAAGAGGAUGGAGAAUGAUCCUGUGUUGUAGAAAAUGUUACUUUGUGCUUCUUGAACAAAAAUCUCCAUGGGGGAUGUGCUCUACCAUGGGGUUGUGCUAGAGCAAGGUACGGAAGUGCUCGAAGGCCUCAUCUGUCAGCUCUGUAAAGAACAAAGGUGGGCUGAGAGCACUGCUCUGUUCCCCAGGCUGCUGCAUGAAGUAAGUGUGGUCUGAGCUUGCACUCUCAAGAGCAAGGAAGUUUUUUUUGUUACCGCUGCUUUUGCCUCUAAUAAUCUCCUGGCUUCCAAGGCCCCUUGCCUUAUUUAUCUCAUCUGUGCUCUGUGGUAAGAUGCUGAUUCUCUAGUUUCAGUACUACUGUGAGUUCUUAAACUCCUUUUCUCCUGAAAAAUUCCUCUAAGGCUUUAUUUACCUGUGGACUUCUGUCAACAGCUGUCAGUGGUGGGGUCUGUUUGUCAGCCAUGGUUCUUCCUGGGCUCUGGGGCAACAGCUGCAAGUUCUCAGAUAUGUUGACAAGAUGCCACAGAAGCAGUAGGUAGGGACUGUAAGGUAACAGAGACAAGGCAGCUGAUACUUACGUUACAAUGCGAGCACAAGGCGUGAUACCCCAUCCUGUGGCUCAGUAUGGAAGUCAGCCACAGCCUCGGAGAACCACAGCUAACCGAAGGUGAAAGUUCUUAAAGUAAAGUAGUACUUACUUCACAGUGCUUCUGAACAAGAACCAAAUAAAGGCUUUACAAAAUGAACAAGCAUAAACUCCAAAAAUGAGACCAAUGUGAAUGUCUAGAUUUCUUCUCCCUAGAUUUACUUUCUAGUUUUCCUUAUGCUUUAUCUUUCAUAGGGCAUACAUAGUAAGGCUACUCUUGUGCUAUCUCCCCACGUGUGUGUACCACACUGCUGAAGGUCUGGGUAAGCCUUCCAUCUUCUGCCUGAGUUCAAAGAACAACUUGGAGCUGCUGUGGCAGAGGGAAGACUUGGGCCUGGCAAACAUUAAUUUUUUUUCUUGAUAAUGAUCCUGUAGCAAAUUCAAAUGAUCCUUUUUCUUGCUUCCCCCCACCCCCCCGAAUAUUUUAACAACAGGACUGAGUUGAAGUAGAUGGGUGUGGACAGAUGAACUGCUUGGCUUCCGGGCUGCAGUUUUUCUCAUCUGCCUGCUCUAUGGUAAUCUAGCAAUGUAAAUGAGUUGUCAUAGAAACGAACUUUGGUUUCCUAUCUCAGGAAGGAUUACACAGCAAACUGAUUUCACUGCAAAAGGAAACUUGUAAAAUAAGUUACAGAAUUCAGCAUGUGUCGAAGGGGGAUUGAAUAAACUAAUCUGGGGAGAGCCUGCAUUUAAUACAUGCAUUUCUGGUAAAUGUAGUGCCCCAAAUGUAGUGACUGAGCAGCCAACUUUGAUGUAUGUCAUGUACUGGGGAAUGUCCCAGUUUUUUUUUUUUAAUAUGGAGGAUGCACCCAUAAAUUAAUAGCAUGCACUCAGAUGACUGCUUCAUGUCUCACCUCUCAAAUCUGGCUAAAAAUGGCCUUAAUGGAUGAGUAGGAAAGCAUACAUGGCCAUGCAUACAUACAAGAUACUGUUCCUAACGCCCUGCCAACAAUUAUUCAAGUAAAGCUGGAAAAAAAGACCUAGUGCUUACCAAUAAAAAAACCCAAACCCCAACACACUGUGGGCUACAUCAGAACACUGGUGUCUUUUGGUAACUGGAGGAAAAAAACUGCAAAAUCAUCUAUCUUCAGUUAAAGGGUUUUUUUUUUUUAAUAUGUAUGUGUUACUGGCUCUGCUCUUGAAAAUGUAGUACUGUGUUUUACUAAAUAGCUUGAGCGAUUGCUAUUUUAAGCAAGUACUACGUGUAACAGGAGUUACUCAUACAAAUGGUUGGUUCAUUUCAAUGCACUUAUUUUUCUUGUGCACUUUAUACUCCACUGAAUAGAUUAACCUGGUCACCACGCUCCCUAGUGCCAGCCUGUACGAUAUGAAGCUGGGGCAUGGUUUGCUGCAGAUUGCAACUUGGUGGUUUCGGAACCGAGUUGGUGUAAAAAGCAGCUUGAAAGCUUUGUGUAUUUUUACCACUGUAACAAAGCAUGUUCUCUCUGUUCUUGAUGUUUUGCUAAAUAAACAUCUCAUGUUUCGUGCACAAA